AUGUUGCAAAUUUUGAAAACGGGAACCAUAUGCAAUAGUUAUUCUUUCGUGGAAAAGAGUCAAGAAUGUUCCCAGAACAGAAGUGACAUAUUUGAGGUGAUUGCUGCUGGGGAUGUGAAAUCUGUUGAAAGGCUAAUGGAGAAGGACCAUGAUUGCCUCAACAGAUUGGAUGAAGAUAAAUCGACCCCACUGCAUCAUGCCGCAGGAGGAGGUCACCUUGACAUUCUCAAACUUAUCAUUGACGACGCUGACUUUGAAGUUUUGAAUGUGAUUGAUUCCAAUGGAAACACCGCAUUGCAUUGGGCGACAGAGAAAAAUCAAGUGAAAUGUGUUCAAGGUCUACUUGACAGAGGUGCCAAUCCAAAUAUUUUGAAUAAUGCCCUCUUGUCGCCCCUUCAUGUGGCAGUAAAUUUACAUCAUUCUGCAGUGUUGGAGGUUCUAGCUUCAAACAAAACUUCAGAUCUGAACCUGGCAGGUGAACUCGAGAAUACUCCAGUUAUGCUAGCAUGUUCCAUAGAUAAUCACGAAGGCAUAUCCAUAUUGUUGAGUCAUGGAGCAUCCCUUUGUAAACAGAACAAGCUGGGGCAUAGUGCUUUGCACCAAGCUGCUUUUUCAGGUGCUAAAAAGUCACUGGAAUUGAUACUUCGGAAAGGUAUGGACAUGGGUUACACUUCUGAAUAUCUUUUAAACAUCCCCGACAAAACCCACUGCAGUCCCCUUCACUUGGCUUUGCAUGGUGGAAAUAUGGAGACGAUCAAAAUCUGUAUUGAGAAUGGGGCAAAGCUUGAUUUUCAGCAGGAUGAUAUACCUGCUCCUCUUCACUUUGCCUGUAUGCAGGGGCAAAUUAAGGUGGUUAAACUCAUCCUGUCCAAGUUCACCGCAGCAAACAGUAUACUCAAUGUCCUGGAUGACGUGAAACAAACACCAUUACACAAGGCUGCAAUGUACGACCACUCGCAUUUGGUGGAAUACUUGAUUGAACAGGGAGCAGAGAUGAAUAUCGUUGACUGUGAAACUCGCACCCCUCUUUUAUGGGCUGCAAGCCGUGGAUCCUGGAAAAGUGUGAAAGUUCUGCUGGCAAGAGGAGCGAAUGUGAAAAUAAAGAAUGAUGCUGGCUGCAACUUCUUUCAUCUAACUCUGCUGCAACCCGGAGGUCUGAAAAAUCUCGGUCAGGAAAUUCUAUCGUGCGAAUAUAUUCAGGAGCUGUUGUAUGACCAAGAUAUCGAUGGCUGUACUCCGCUUCAUUAUGCCUGCCGUCAGGGAUUAUUGGAUUCGGUGGAUAAAAUAAUGAAUUUAAAAAUGUGUCUUCACAUCAAAACAAAGGAUAAGAAAACACCAUUGCAUUUUGCCGCAGGUUAUGGUCGACUCAAGACAUGCCAACGGCUGCUGCAAAACUUAAAGGACACAAAGUUUCUCAAUGAAGGAGAUGGGAAAGGAAUGACUCCAUUACUGCUGGCAGCGCAGAACGGACACACCAAAGUGGUUCAACUGCUUCUCAUGAAAGGAUCCCUUCUUUUAUGGGAUUACGAAGGCUGGACAUCUUUGCAUUUUGCUGCUGCGGGAGGGUAUUCUCACACAAUGAAGAUUUUGUUAGAAACAAACAUAAAACUGAUAGACCAGGUGGACUUGAAAGGGAAUACUGCCCUCCAUUUCGCUGCAAGUGAAGGACAUGUCAAUGCUGUUCGUCUCCUGAUGACCAAAGGAGCUGCUAUAAAACUCAAUGAGAAUGAUGCUUCCUUUUUGCAUGAAGCAAUUCACAAAGGAAGAAAAGAAGUUGCUUUAGCUAUUGUUGAAAGUGAAAGAUUUUAUGAAGCUAUGUGUAUCUUCGUUCAUGGCUCUCCGAUGGGUUGUCCAGUCCUGGAAAUGAUUGAGCACCUACCAGAAUCUUUCAAAGGGCUUUUAGACAAAUGCAUGAAAGAAUCCUCGGAAGACAAGAAAAAUAUUAAUUUCUCAAUUGAGUAUAAUUUCAAAUACUUACAGUGUCCAAUUAAUUACCGGAAAAUCAUUAAAGGAGACAAAUUGAUUACCUACAAACCACUAACAACAUUAAAUGCUAUGGUAAAAUAUAAUCAAACAGAACUUCUAAAUCAUCCAGUCUGUAAAACGUACCUUCAAAUGAAAUGGCGGGCAUAUGGAAUUAUGGCCCAUGUGAUCAACAUGCUCCUCUAUAGUGUGUUACUUCUGCCAAUGACGGUCCUCAUUUUGGUUGCACGGCCACAUGGUGUCAACAGUCAAUCACACAUCCUGCUCAAUGUCACUCAGACAGCAAUUGGAACACAGACGGAAAUUGAGGAACAUACAGUAGAGAAAAUCUGUGCAACUAUUGUAUUUAUCAUGAGUGGGCUGGGAAUAUGCAAGGAGAUUAUUCAACUUUUUCAGCAGCGAUGGCAGUACCUGGUUGAUUCGUCCAAUUUACUAGACUGGAUUAUUUACGUAAUGUCCAUUGUGUUUGUAACUCCCUGGGUGCUGGAUAUGUCAAUUGCCUGGCAGUGGCAAUGUGGCAUUAUUGCUGCAUUGUCAUCCUGGGUGAACUUCCUCUUGUUUCUACAAAGAUUUGAAAUCUCUGGAAUCUACGUGGUAAUGUUUGCAGAGAUCCUGAACACUAUGUUUCAUAUUAUCAUUCUAUUCUUCUUCCUUAUCCUGGCAUAUGGACUGACCUUUUACAUUCUUUUGUAUGAGCAGAUCGCAUAUGAAUCACUUCCGCUUUCUCUGAUGAAGACAUUAGCAAUGAUGUUAGGGGAUAUCAACUACCAGGAAACUUUUUUCAUCCCAUUUAAGGAAGGAAGGUUGCAAUUCCCUCUUCUGACCUUUAUAAUUCUACUUAUAUUUAUGUUGAUCAUACCAAUCCUUCUUAUGAAUUUACUGAUUGGUUUGGCUGUCGGAGACAUUGCUUCAGUACAGAGAAAUGCGAAAUUAAAAAGAAUGACAAUGCAGAUUUUUCUGCAUACCAGCCUGGAGAAGAAACUUCCAAAAUGGUUUCUGAAAAUUGUUGACCAACAAUCAAUUAAGAUAUAUCCAAACAAGCCGUCCUGCUUUUUGGUCGGGAAUAUGUUCGAGUACAUGUUACCAAAACAGAGCUUUGAUAAAGACUCGUGCGAUGAUGAGACCAUUGCUCCAGCAAAGCUUGAACUACAGCUGGAGAAACAGAAAAAUCUGCUGAAGGACAUGUCAGAAGUAAUGCAGAAACAACAUGAACUCCUGCAGCUGAUCAUUCAAAAACUGGAAAUUAAUUCAGAAACAGAAGACCAGGAGGCAAUUGAACACCUUCACUACAGCAAAGCAAAAGCUAGCAUUUCACAAAAAUGA
Molecule: messenger RNA, 3306 nt
Organism: Callorhinchus milii (elephant shark)
Lineage: Eukaryota; Metazoa; Chordata; Chondrichthyes; Chimaeriformes; Callorhinchidae
Gene: trpa1a
Product: transient receptor potential cation channel, subfamily A, member 1a
Exons: 27
Coding region: 1-3306 (1101 amino acids)
Biological process (GO): monoatomic ion transport; transmembrane transport
Cellular component (GO): membrane
Molecular function (GO): monoatomic ion channel activity; protein binding
Source: RefSeq, a predicted model, not a curated record